GUCCAGCCCAAAAGAAGUUCUGUCUUUUCCACCAAGCCAACACACAGUGAAACCAGUUCCUUUAUUCAGCCUUUCUCUCAAUUGCUUCAAAACUCAACAAUUGAGAUCUCACACUACAACUCCUUCUUCUGCCACAGCAAUCGGUCACACACACUAAUCUGCAAUCAUGAAGCUUGAUACAAGUGGUCUCGAAUCGUUUCCAUCACUGAUAUCACAUGGAAACGACGUCGUUGGAGAGUUCGAAGCACCUCCGUCAUUCGAGCUUCCUAAUUCCAAUGACUUCGAUGGCUUCCUUAAAGAAGCUAUUCAGAUGGUGAAGCCUGCGAAGGGUACUACGACUCUUGCUUUUAUCUUUAAGGAGGGUGUUAUGGUAGCUGCUGAUUCUCGAGCUAGUAUGGGAGGAUAUAUAUCAUCACAGUCUGUUAAGAAAAUUAUUGAAAUCAAUCCAUACAUGCUUGGGACAAUGGCUGGAGGUGCUGCUGAUUGCCAAUUUUGGCAUAGAAAUCUUGGGAUCAAGUGUCGCUUGCAUGAGUUGGCAAAUAAAAGAAGAAUUUCAGUAACAGGAGCCUCUAAGUUACUUGCAAAUAUUUUAUACUCUUAUCGUGGAAUGGGGUUAUCUGUUGGUACGAUGAUUGCUGGAUGGGAUGAGACGGGUCCUGGUCUAUAUUAUGUUGAUAGUGAAGGAGGAAGACUUAAAGGCACUAGAUUCUCUGUUGGAUCUGGUUCUCCAUAUGCUUAUGGUGUCUUGGACAGCGGGUACAAAUAUGACAUGUCAAUUGAGGAAGCUUCUGAACUGGCUCGGCGAGCAAUUUAUCAUGCAACAUUUCGUGAUGGAGCUAGUGGUGGAGUUGCUAGCGUGUACUACGUUGGACCAACUGGAUGGAAGAAAUUGUCUGGUGAUGAUGUUGGGGAACUUCACUACCAUUACAACCCAGUAACCCCAAGCACCGUGGAGCAAGAAAUGGUUGAGGCAACUGGACCUUGAUGCAAUAACUCAUGGAUAUCUUCGAGUUACCUAUACUUGCCUGCUUAUUUUGAAUCAAUUGCAUGUACCUGAUUAUUUUAUAUUCUAAACUGUCAUCAGUUUAAUAUGUACACAAGUGCUACCCUAUGCUCUGAUGAUGAUGUGUCGAGUUUCUAGAUCAAGUCAAAUUUACCAUAGGAAUGGACAGAGCCAUGUGUAAUGUGGAAUAGUUUCAAUGGGAGAAGCACGAUAAACAUAUAUUGCCAUGCAUGUUUGAUGUAGAA
Cicer arietinum (chickpea) is the source of this 1248-nucleotide messenger RNA. Its product is annotated as proteasome subunit beta type-5-like. NCBI's taxonomy places the organism in Eukaryota, Viridiplantae, Streptophyta, Magnoliopsida, Fabales, Fabaceae. Gene Ontology annotation, molecular function: threonine-type endopeptidase activity. The record is from RefSeq and is a predicted model, not a curated record. Gene Ontology annotation, cellular component: proteasome core complex; cytoplasm.